AUGACGUGUAUAAGGUAAAAAAAUUUUAAUAUUAACAUUUUUAAUUGAUAAACUAAAUAAUAGGUACCUAUUAGUAAACCAUUUGAAACUUAUUAAAAUUUUAGUAAUGAAGGCAAAUUUAGCUUGGGAGAACAUACACUUUUAGUGCCUACAGAACUAUAUAGACUUAAUCGUGAACGACUUUGUAAAAAUCUAUCUGAAGUUUUAGUUGAAGAUGCUUACGUUUUGUUACAAGGAGGAUCAAAUUUAUCCCAUUAUUGCACCGACGUUGACUAUGUAUUCAGACAGGUAAAUUCAUUUAGUUGGUCUUAUGUAUUUUAAAGCUUAUUAUUCUUAUACUGUACAAUUUAUAUUAAUAUAUAAUUAUAAUAUUUAUCCUUUUUUUAAAGAACUCUUUCAAGGUUGGCGUGAGGUAAAAUUACUUUUUAGGCUUGUGUUUCAACAGACGCCCCUUUUAAAAGUUAUUAAAUUGAAAAAAAAAAUUAAUUUAUAGAUUAUGUAUUACAUAUAGAAAUUACACAAAAAAGGAUACAUAAAUAUAGUGAGCUUCUAAGUUUUACUUUGGUGCUUCUGAGAACAGUGCCUUAGGUAAUAAUCUAUAUCUCCUUAUACAUGCUUCUUCAUGAUAACUUUUAAUCAUUAAGUGGGUGCUUUUUUUUUCUUAUACAUUAUUAAGAGGAUUAUUUAAAUAAAAAUUUAUCUACUUAUCAUCAUUGUUUAUAAUACUUUUUAAUAUUGUAAACAUUGCAUUUUUUAUUUACUAAAUUUAUUCAAAGUUGGUCAUAAUAUUUGUUUGAUGAUAAAUAUUUUUAAUACAGAAAAUUAUAAAUAGUUAUUGAAAUUAUUGAAUAUUUUUUGUAAGUCAUUUAAUGUACAUACAAAUUUGGAAUAAAUUUGAUAUUUUGAACUUGAAAAUAUAAACAAGCUAGAACAUACAAUAUCUGUAAUGUAUACAAAUUUAAAUGUUCCCAUGGCAUUAUGCUAAAAAUGUCAAUUUGUAAUGUAUGUGUAUCUGAUUAAGUAUUAAAGUGACUUAUUUUGAUCAUCUAGUUUCAUAAAAAGUCACUGCACGUACAUUUUUUUCAUUAUACUUAUUUUGAGUAUAGAGCAGAAGCCCACCAUUUUUACAUGAUUUUCUUUAAAGUGCCUUAAGACAACACACAUAUGUUUAUAAAAAUGUUGACAAUAUUUUUAUAGAUUUAUGAUAUAGGUACUUAAAGAAAAGUGUGGUGCAUGUACUCUUAAAAAAUUACUUCAUAACUUCAUCAAUUUUGACUUGUAAUAUUAUAUUGAAAUAUUUUGUCAUUAAUGAUGCUGUUUCAAUAAUAAUCUCUCUUGAAAGCUCUAUCAAUGAAUUUUAUAGUAGAGAUUCAUCUGUGUUGAACUGACACUUUGUUAAGUAAAAUUAAUUUUUCCGAAUAAGUGAGUUUAAAAACUAACAUGUUUUCCAUAAAGUCACAUGAUAACACAUUUCAAGAUUAAUUAAAAUUAAUUUUACUGAUUAUAAGAAUAUAAUACUAUGGUUCAAUUUGAAAUUUACUUUGGCUAAAUUAAGUAUCACUUAUGCUGGACCAGUUUGUACAUUUUAAAAAAGAAAUUAAAAAAUGCCAUAUUCAAAUUUUAAGUAAUUAUGCUAAUUGUAGUUUAUAUGUUUAGAUAUUGUUUAGAUGCAAAUUAACAUCAAAUAUGUCUAGGGGGGAGGCAAAUCACAUUUAUUACCUACUUCCUUUUUUAAUGUUGGGUGAUAAAAUAAAGUAAAAUAACUUAAAUAACUAAUAAAAAUAAUUAUUUUGUUCAUAAAAAAAGGCAGACAUACUUCGUGGACAGGUGCAGGCACUAUUAUAGGUGAGAAGUAGGGAAGGUAGUAGAGGGAAAAUUUAAUGGUUAUCUGUGCCCAACGGUUAACCAUUGCUAAUGAGAAAAAAAGAUUCUGAGCAGAGUUUAAUUGAUAGUCUUGCUUUGUUAACAAAAUAUAUGUCAUAAUUUGGUAAAAUAAUUUUCAUAAUAUGCAUUAUAUAUUUUCUAUAUUAAUAUUUGUUUAAUAUUGUACUUUUUUUCCUGGUUUUUCCCACUUAUUGUGAAAAUUCUCGGGAAAAACAAUAAUAACCUCCCUAAAGUACCACUCCAGUCAGAUUUCCUUUCAGAAAAAGUGUUAUCAUUAUAAAUCUAAGCAAAAUUACUUAUAGAAAAGUUGUUCACAGAUAAAAAAAAAACAUUGUAAAACCAAUACAUUAGAAAAUCUAUAUAUUUUUUUUCUAAUGUCUUAAAAAUUGAAUGAUAUAAUUUUUAUUUUAAAUACAUUUUUGGUGUUGACAUAAUAUUACAAUUCUAUACAAGUAUUGUAAUCUGCAUAAUACCGGUACCUAUUCCAAAUUGACUUGUUAUUUCUAAACUUUUUCUUUUUUAUCUUUACCUUUAUUCCAUACAUGUGAACCUGGCUACUUUUAUUCUCACCCUUUACAGCUUAUUACCAUUUCUCCAUCUCCAAUAUGUUUUUUUAUUACUAUAAAUUACUUAUUUAAAUACCUAAGUGUACAUAAUAUAUUAGGCAUUAAUUUUACAUAAAAACAAUUUAAAGUUUCUAGAGUACCUAUCUACUUUUUUAAUAAGCAACCAUUGUAUUUAUUCUAUAGAAAAUUGAUUAAUUUCAACAUUAUUAUAUAUAUUACCAUGGCUGUCCCAAUGCGGUAACAAAAUAGGCAGUCGUCUAGGGUGGCAAAUUUUCGAAUAAACCAAAUUGAUUUAAUUAUUACAUUAUCUAGUAUACAGAAAUGUAUGUUCAUUUUUCAACAAAUACAAAAAAAAAUAUCCAUUAAUAUGAUACUAAUUUCCCAUUAGAAACGGUAAUUCAGUUCAUUGUAAAUAAUAACAAUUUUGUUCUGAACGUAGCUAAAGCGCUCCAAAUUAUUUUAAAAAUAACUACAUUGGUUGCAUCAGAUUAAUGAAGCUUUUCCAAAUUAAAAAAUAAAUUAACAACUAUUUGAGGUCUUGUGAAAAUUUCUAUUUAAAAAAAGUGAUGAAAAAUCUUGAGUUUAAAAAUGUAUUAACUGAUUUUACACAAGUAAAGCCUCGCAAAAUAAAUUUCAUAUAUUAUAUUUUAAAUUCUGGGUGUACAAAUAUAUUUAUUUUUUUUUUAUAUGAACACUUUAUACCGGAAAGUUUACUCCGAUGUAUACAAUGUAGACACUUUUCCAAAAGGAAAUUUUCUUGGGGUGGUACUUUAGGGAGGUAAUUUUUCAAUUUUCCCAAAAGUUUUCCCAGAAAAUGUGUAAAUCCAAGAACAAAUAUGGGAAAACACUGAAAAAUGUGGUAAAAUCGGUUCAUUAAACAAAUAUUAUUAAAGAAAAUAUAUAAUGCAUUUUUAAUUAUUUUACCAUAAUAUGACAUAUGUAUUGUUGGCGAAGCAUCACUAUCAAUUGAACUGCAUUCAGAAUUGUGUUUUCGUUAGCAAUAGUUUAUCGUUGCUUACAAGUACACAUUAAAUUACUUAUAACAGUGGCUGCACCCUAACCCAUUAUCCUAGGACGUCUUUUUCAUAACUGAUUGUAUAUAAAUAUAUAAAUCAAAAAAAAAAAUUAAUUUUGAGGAGAAAUAAUUAUUAACAAGUUUCAUAAAAUAUCUUACUGUUAUAAUUAUUUAUAUAAAAAUAUAAAAAUUUAGAUAGCAAGUCUUUAUUGAGAAUAAUGGUUUUGGUUACUCUUUCAAACUAAAUGAUACAAAUUUUCAAGAAAUAUUAAAAUUUCGAAUUGAGUCUGGGGAUAAGAAAUAAUGUCAUUUUAAAAAUACAAGUUCCAAAACCACAUAGUAUAUCAGUAAAACUACAUAGAAUGAAAUUAAAUGUCUGUAGUAAAUUACCUAUAGAUAAUAUUAUCAACAAUGUAAAGUUCUCUCCAUAUUAUAAUAAUAUAUAUUCGACGAAAUAAUAGAUAAUGAAAAUUAUUUAAAAAUAAUAUGUGAAAUUUUACCUCCUAAAUUUUUUUUUAAUGUAUUAAUUAUUAACUUAUUGAUGUUAAUUUACUAUUAUGAUAAUGGAUGUGUAACGUAGAUUAUAAAUAUGACAUGUUCUUUUUCAGAACAUUUAUUUCAAUUUUAUAAUUUUUAUAUUUUGUAAAGAAAACAGGUUGGUCAAAAAAAAUUUUUUUUCUAAAUAAAAACACUAAUUUAUUGUUAAAAAACAAAUGUCCAUAUUUUAUUUAACUCCCUCCCUCCAAAAAAUUAACUUUUAAUUAGGGCAGCGUAAAUCAGAUUUGUCUAGAGCGACAAAAAACCUUUGACCAGCAUAUUACUAUACAGAAAAUAAUAAAAACUACUAGUGUGACUAUAACAAUACUAUACAAAUAUUAAUAAUUACAGAUGGGUACUUGUGUGUGUGAUGUAUUUCAUAAUUAUUAUAGAUUAUUUGUUUUCAUUUUAUAUGUUUAAUAACAUUCACAUAAACAACAUUACAACAACAACAGGUAAUAGCUUAAUAAAUAGUCUUGUUUAUGGUAAUAUGACAUGGUUACUAUAUAUAGCAUACACAUAAACAUAUUUAAUAGUACGCUAAAUUAGAAGUUGCCUACGUGUGCAAUUCAAGGUUUAUAUAUGUUUUUGUUUACACCAUUUAUACCUAUCUACCAAAAUAUAGAAUUAUAGACGAUAGACUUUUUCCGAGUUUAAUAAUAAUAAUAUUAUUAUUGAUCGUUUUAUUUCAAUAAUCAUAAUAAUAAUAAUUUUAAAACUAUUUUAUCAUAUAGUUGAGCAUGUUUAUUACCUGAUACACUGACAUAUAACCGCUUUUUAACCCCGAUUUCAUACUCUUAUUAAAUAUUAUUAAGUUUGCGUCAUAUUAUUAUACUUAUUAAAGAAAUAUAUACUUUAAUGCAUUAGGUAUAUGGAUUUUAUUAAAAAAACUACAAGUUAUUAAUAUUAUAUUAUUAGUUUGUAAUAGGUAACAGUAUCAUAGUGAACAAUAAGUGUACACAAAUGGUUUUGUAAUUAUUGAAAUAAAUGUAUUAAAAUAUAUAUCAUAUUAAAUUAAUAAGGAAAUAAAAUAAAAUACAAACAUUAUUUAUAAAAUAUUAUUACCGGGUAUUAUUAUUUUAAUUACUCAAAAAAAGUUACUUUUGUGCCAUUAAGAAUAAAAUUAAAAGUAAUAAAUAUAUUAUAAUAAUAUAGGUAGUUGUUUUUAUAGAAUGUUGGACCUUUAUAGUUGAUGUAAACAAAUUGAAGAUUUCCUUAUUUAUUUUUGUUUAAUGUACUUUUUAUUUUAGGAACCUUACUUUCACUGGGCUUUUGGGGUCAGUGAACCUGAUUGUUUUGGUUUAAUACAUGUAUCCAGUGGUAAGACACAUUUGUUUUUCCCUAGACCUGAAGAAUCACAUAUUGUUUGGUUGGGAAAACCGUUGAGCUUAGAUGAAUACAAAUGUCGGUAUAAGGUCGAAGAAGCAUUGUUUGUAGACAUGGUAAUAAAACUUUUUCCUAUCUGCAUAUAUUAUCAUAUUUAUUAUAGGUAUUAUUUUUAAAAUAUUUAAUAUCCACAAUAAGAAUCAGUACAUUUUUAUUUCAUGAAUUGUAAUAGUCUACGAUUAACAUGUCAAAAACAUUGACGUUUGAACGGAGGAUGAUAAAUAUAUAAAAAUAGAAUUUUCUAGGACAGGUGCCCAAUUUUGUUACAUUUUUAAUAUGUCCAAUGAGUCACAAGGACUAAAAAGUGAUGACAUUGGUCACUUAAAAAAGUUUAAGGAUUAUUUUUUUUGCAUAUUAUGAUGUGUUUUAAUAUUUUAACAAGUUUGAUCUGUGGCUGGUUUUAUUUAAUAUACACUACUUUGAGUAUUUUUUUAAUUAAAAAAUGUAAAAUAUUGUAAAUGGUUCUUUGCAUAGAUAACAUUGGAAUCGCCUUUAGUGAAUGUAAAUAAAAAAAUAGUCAAGCACAAAAUUACAUUUUUUAUUGCUUAUUAAGGGCACUAGUUGAGAUUCUGCGAUAAGCACAAGAAAAUGAAUUUAUCUCUAAUAAUAGGAGAGGGUUUAUUUAGUUUAAUUUUAAUGACUUUACAAUUUAUUUGAAUUCCCGCUUAGUAGGUAAUUCAAGUUGUUUUGAACUGUUUUAUUAUACAUACUUCUCAAAAACUAAAAUUAAUAAUUUAUAAUUAGAAAAAAAAAGUAAUUUAAGUAAUCCUAAAUAUUUAAAAUAGUGUUAGCUAAAAUAAUUUUAUUUAGAGAGUUUAAAUUGACAAUAAUCUACUUAUCUAGCUAAAAAUUGAGUGCCUACUACAAUAUUAUCUGUUUUAUUGUGGUAAUAAGGAAAAUUAUACUUUUUAUCAUAUAUGAGUAUUGUACCAAAAUAUAAUUUGUAUUUACUAAUUUAUAGUCAUUAUUUGAUAUUAAGUUAAAAACAAAUUGUUUCACAAUUGAAAAGUUGAUUUUUAAUCAGCGUUUGCCACAUUAGUAGCAAUAACAGAUUACAAAUAACUGCAAUAUUAAAUCAACAUAUUUAUUUAAUCAAUUGAAGUACCUACCUACUACAAUACUAAUAAAUAACUACUUUAAUAAUUUACAAAAAUAUAUUUGUUAAAUAAUGUUGAUGAAUGUUAUAAUUUAUUUGUGUGAACUAAUUGUGUUAAUUUCUUUACAUAUAUUUAUGAAUUAUGAUGAUUAAUGAACACCAAGCAUUAUUUAUAUAGACAGUGGUAACAGUAAAAUGAUUUUACUACGGGGAGCAGAGGGGGUAAGACUGAUGGUUUAAAAAUUGUUAUUAUUUACAUUAUAUUAUUUUUAUAGAUUCUCAAUGUGCUGAAGAUGCUUUUUGGGUUUUUCCUUUUUGGUUAGUGAAAAUGUUCUGAUUUAUUUCAUAAUGUACCUUAAAAGAUGCUGGUUUUCAGCCAGAUGGAAUAUUAUUUGAAAUAUUUUGCAAAAUGUUCAAUACUUUUCAAUACUUUUUUCAAAAAAUGAUGUUUGUUUUUAAUAUGAUGUUUAUUUUUGUAUUUUGCUUCAUCUUUAAAUAACUUGUUUCCCAGAAAUCUUGUUCCAAUUAAAAAAUAACAAAUGAUCAUUUUUGUAACAUUUUGAAUCUAGUUAGUGCGUUAGAGAGGUCAUUUGGAUUUUCCAUGGGUUUUUCUUGAUAAUUGUGAAAAUCCAGAAACAAAAUUAUAGGAAAAACAAACAAAUAUUUACGGCUUGCCGUUUGAUCAAUUGGUAUUGGUUUUAAUUGAUUUUUCGUAUAGCUUUUUAAUAACUAGGAAACAAAUUAAGGAAAAAUGUGAAAGUUAAAGGACCCAAGAAAUAGUUUCGUUAUUCUCUAAUUUGUUUAUUUGUUGUAAUUCAUUUAAAAAUAAUUGCGGAGAUCUGAAAUUGUGACAGAAUAUUUUCAAUUAAUCUGUUUUAGACAUGGUACAAUUUUAAGAACAUUCUGAUUUUUGAGCUAUAGAUUGGAAUUUGUUAUUUCAAUUUCUUUUUAAUUUUUAUUUGGUUUAAUAUAGAUAACAUUGUUUGGCCAACAGAAAUCCUUGAUAAUUUAAUGAGGUUCAUUAUAAAUUUAACUUGGAUGUAAACAAAAUUUAGAAUGUAAUGUACCUAGUAGUUUUUUAUUCUAUAAACAUGUUUUAAGAUCAGAGAUAAAAAUUGAUAAAAUUAAUAUUAAUGUAAUAUUUGUUUAUAAUUACAUACAAAUAUAUUGAAUAACAUUUUAUAUUAUACCUUCUCAAAUUCCUACUUAUAACAGACACACCCAUCAGCAGUUAUACCUUUUUUUUUUUUUUUCAUAUAAAUUAAAUACUACAAUUAAUUUACACUGUAACUUUAAAUGUGCUGAAUUUCCUCCCAGUGGUACUUUGUUAUAAAUAAUGUCUAUAGUUUUACUAUUAAACUUUAAAAAACAAAAACAAAUAGUGAUAUAUUGUAAUGUCUUCUUAACCAUACAGAACCAUACUUAACCAUAUACAAUGAUAGUAAUAUUAAUAAUGUAAAACUUAAAAGUUUUAGAUUAAUUAUGAAAAAUUGAUGAAUUUUAUUUUUUUACCAAUAUUGGUAAAUCUUACCAUUUAUAGAUCAUUUAUUUGAAUAACUUACAUAAUAAACCUUGUUCAUAUAAAUUGUCAAUUUAUUAUUUUGAAAUUGGAAAUUAAUUUCCGUUAAUAAAAAUUAUUAUUAUUAUUAAUGUGUUAUAUAGCAAUUGUUCAAGAUUUUAGUGAAACUAAGGUUUUACUCAAUAUUUUUUAGUAAUAUAAUGUAUUAUUUAUUUAAAUUUGUUGUAAACAUAACUAAUAAUUGUGUUUAUAUUUUUAUUAGCUUGGUGAAACGCUAGAUAAAUUCCAACCAAAACUUAUAUUGACUUUGGUAAGGAAAAUUAUUUUAAUUUAAUUAUUGUGAUAAUAAUGAGUGUCUAUCAAUCUUUAGGUAUACUUUUAAAUAUAAAUAAAUCAUAUAUUUAAUAAAUUAAUAAUAUAUUUGAAUUAUUAUUUAAUAUUAUAAAGUUAACUAUGUUUUAUUGCAUAACAAAUAUAUUUACAAAAUGAAUCAUAAUAUGUAAUUUGGCUGUCAUGUGAUUUAUGUAUUUAGUAUUGUAAUAUUUAAAGAACUUAUAUUUGUAUCCAAAAAAAGUAUUAGUUACUUUAAAGCGUGUAGAAUGUGUUAACAAUUGUUGACACCUUCUAAAAAGUACUAAUAUAAUGUGUUAAACAAUAUAAAGUAUGUAAUUUGCUGAUUAAAUAUUGUUUACUCCUAUUUUAAUAAUUUGUAUAAUAACUGUUUACAAGAAGUUAGUAGGUAUGGCACAACUAUUUUGCGACAUUUUUUAAUUUCUUUAUCAACGACAUACCAUGUUAUAGGAGUUGUUAUUAAGAGUAUAUUUACCCCGAAAUGAUUUAUAGUUACAUUUACAUUCUAAGAUUAAAUAUGUAUGUAUUAUGUAAUAUUUAUUUGAAGGUUGUUUUAAUAUAAAUUCAUUACUGUAGAAAUAACAAUUAAUAAUAUACUCAUAGUCAUAAUAUUAAAUGUGAUUUUAAUAUUGUAUUUACACAAAUUAUAUUUAAACUUUCAAAGAGAUCGAAUAAAAAUAUUAAAUUGAUUUAAAUUAAUCUCAUAUGUGAACAAAGGCAAAAACAGAAAUUGAUAAUUAAAGGCUAAGGCUGAGUUUUCAGCAUUUUUACCAAGGUUGUGUUUUAUGAUUGUAAUAAAAUGUAAUCUGUUUAAAAAAAAUAAUAAAACACUAGUGUUUAGAUAAGCUCUGUCACUAAAAUACAAUUUUCUUCCAGAAGACUUGAUCAUUUCAAUAUUUAAUUUUUUUAUAAUUCAUCUAUAAUAGAUAUGAUUUUUAGUGUUUUAUUACAUUUUGUGGAAUUGUAUUUUACUUUUCUUUAUUACAUUAACACCUAUUGAUGAUGUGUAUUCCCUGCCCUAUAUCAUGAUCUAUUACCCCAACUUUCUUCUUGGGGUAAAAAGUAUCCAAUUACUUUUUGGUACCGAUAAGAAAUUUAACAAAAUUAGUUUUAUUAAAAUAAAUAAAGUAUUUCUUGAAAAUUUUCAGUGGAGACAGGGGCUUAAAAGUUCAAAUUUUCUAAAGAUCCUUGAAAACAAUUUUACUUACAUAUACAAAUUAUAACCCAGUUACUUUGAUAAAUCUGAAGAGAUAUUGGAAAUCCUGUAUUUCUUGUGAAAACAUGAUCAUGCAUGUACAAAAUUUUAUCCCCUGGCAUUAUUCUGGAGUCUAAAGGAGUGUACAAAAUUAAAUAAAACACUAAUUUUACACAACAAAAUUAAAUUAUUAUUGAAACUCAAUCAACAUUGUAUGACUUCAAUUAGCUUAAAAAAAAUCAGAUUCAUUUGGUCCGGUGAGAGCUGAAAAUUCAACAAAAUAUUUGUUAUGCUUAAAAUAUAGGUAUCUACAUUUAUCAUAUAUGUAUCUUAUAUAAUAAGUCGUAUAAAAUAGGUUUAUUAAGAAUUUAAUUAUACUUAACAGUAAAAUAACAAUUUAUAUUUAUUUUUUAGAAUGGAAAAAAUACUGACAGCGAUAAAACCUGUAAUGAAGCUUAUUUUAAUGGAAUUGAAAGGUAGAAAAAUGUAUUAUAUUCAAAAUAAUUUACUUCAAUAAUAAUUAUUAUUUAUAUAUUAUUUUAAGGUUCAUAUUAGACAAUCAUAUUUUACAUAAAGUCAUUGCUAAUUGGUAAGUAUAAAAUAAUAUUUAUAUGUUAAUUGUUAACUAAUCUUAAUAUUAAAAAGGAUUUAACAUGUUUGUAUACCUAUCAUUAAUGUAUUCAGUCAGCUCUGCAGAGUACUUAAGUUUCAUUAAUUUCUUGUAGUUAAUAGACAUAACAUUUAAUCCAAUUUUUCUUAAAUGUCUUAUUCGUGUGGCUUCAAUACCUGUUAAAUGUUUAUUUUCCCAACAAUGGUGUUCAGGUAAAUUAAUCAAAAUUGCAGUGCAUAGACCGGGAUUUUUCUUAAAAUUUAUAUAUUUAUUAUUUAUUUCACAUUGGUUUGGAUAUACCAAUGCAUCAAUUAAGUAAAUGCUGAUCAAUGGCAGUUGAUUUAAAAUAAUUGAAUAGGAGAUUUUGUAACCAGGAAAAAUGUGUUCUAGAGUAUUAUUGAUAUCUUUUAAAACUCUUUGUAUUCUAUAGUCCCACCAAAUACUUUUAGUAGUUUUAUCUUUUGGCAACAUUGGCCCAAAAUAUUGAUCACACUCCAAUGUCAUACAUUGGUCAAUAAGUUUUAAUUUUGUUUUAGUAAAUUCAUUUUUACCUCCUUCUUCGUAUAAAUGGUGCAAAAAAGUAGUAUUGAAUACUCUAUGAACAAAGUUUAAUGGAUGUUUCUCUAAAUAAACACAACUUAAUAAUAUAUCAACCAUUUCUUGUGUUUUAAAAUUAAAAAACUCUUUAUUUGUUAUAUUUUCAAUUUUUUUCCAAAACUCCAAUGAGGGUUUAGGUUUGUAGUUAAGCUGACCAAAUGGACAAAAUAGAUUUUUAAAUUGUGAAGGAAGUAUAUUUGAUAAAUCUACAUUAAUAAUGUAUUUUGCACAGCCAUCAAAAAUAUCUUCAGAACGCACAUUGAAUUUGGAACAGUAGUUCAUAAUUUCGACCAUUAAUAAAGGAUUAUCAAUUGUAUUGUACUUAGCUUUUAUAUAACGUUCUAAUGCUCUAACAAUUCCAAUAUCCACAUAAUUAGUAUUGUUUAAUUCAUUGAUGAUUGAAAUUAGGCUGUUCUCACUUACUGUAUGUAUAUUCGUAUUUAUCCAUCGGGACGUAGUACGUAAAAUAACAUUAGAAUUGCACUUUGUUAAUCGCAUUAUGUAUAGAAUUUCUAUUAAAUCAUCAAUACGAAGAUGAUGCCAGAAAUGUUCUAAACAACGUUCUAACAUAUUCAUGAUGGUUUUUCGACUUUUCUUCAAUAGGUGUAAAAUUCUGAAAACUUGAAUUACAUUUGUCUCAUUUAUUUGUUUAGAUUUAUCCAUUAUUCCAAUCCAAAGCUGGUCUGCCAUCUUAAUUUCAUUUAAUUUAGAAAAUGAAUCAAUUGAUCGGCAUAAUUCAUCUAUAUUGAGUUUACCUUCUGUUACUCUGCAUAAAAUUUCUUCAGAUAUUUUAUUUUUAAACACAUCAGUCGGUAAUACUCGAACACGAUCGAUAGGCAAUAAUUCUAAUGUUCCAACCACAGCAGAAUUAUUAUUGUCUUUAAUGAUUAUUUCUAGUAGUUUUGCCAAUAUUGGCGUUUUAGUAUAAUCUAUAUUUGGUUUUGUAUCUAAAAUUGAUGACAAUUUAUUUAUUGCUAUAUGAAAUUUAAAGUUUUCUAAUUCGACAAUUUUUUUUAAUGCACUUAGUGCUAUUGCUGGUGUUAUUUGAUCAAGCAUUACUAUUUCUAGUAAAUCUAAUAGUGAUUUUACCGACGAACAUUUUUUAAACCCUCGAAUUACAUCUACAAUUUCUUCAUCAGCUUUUUUGCGAUCAGUUUCAUUUUUCAGAUUAUUGAAUUGUUUAAUAAGGUCUUCUUUGUUGAUAUCUGUUAUUUUUUCACAAUCCUCUUCACAACAAAUAUCAUUACUACCUACAUUGCGCACAAUCACUGGUAGUUCUCUUAUGAAAGCUCCUUCUUGAACAAAUGCAAAUGUAGUCCCAAAUUUGUCCGCUUUAUAUCUAUUUUGUGUGGCGUUUAACACUUUUAAUAAAUUUAAAUACUUUAUUCUAGUUAAAAAUAAUUGCCGAGUUACUAAUCUAGACAUGUUUUAUGUUAAAAUAUUUGGUAUAAAACUUAAUAAAAUUAAAAUUCGACUAAACUAUUUAGGGAAACAUUGGAAAAAUAAAACAAAAAAAUAGUAUUACACAAUAUCAUGUUAUUGUAUAUUUGUAGUAACUUGAAUAUACGGGCAUCGGGUACUUUUUCCACAGAUAAGAAUCCGAAUGAUAAUAUUAUUGAUAUUAUCAAAUUAAUAUUUACAUUGAUAACUAUUUUCAUUUAUAUUCAUAAAGUACACGAUUUGACCGCUAGAUGUCACUACGUAUUAUGUAAUAUAAUUUAAAAAUUUUAAAUUAGAAUAACAUCGCAUACUAUGUAGAUAUUUGUUAGAAAAGUUCUAAAAUACGUAUAAAAUUGUUAGCGUACCUAUGUUUGCAGUUUUAAUAUUUUGUUAUUAAAAUAAAUAUUUGUAAUUGUAAGUUGAUAAAAUAGAGUGAUGCAAAUACAGAUGUAUAAAGAUGUACAUAAUAUUAUAAUAUAGGUACUCUCUUUCUCUCUAAUAUAUAUUCUCUAUUACAGUAUCUCUUGAAGAUAAUAUAAUACCGAUUGCGAUGUGUCUGCAGUGCCGACCGGAUAAAUUUUGGGCCCCAUGUAUAUUUAUUUAUUUUCAUAAAAUUUUAUAAACUUUAAAGUCUUGUUGGAAAUCUAAAUUUUGUACCUACACAUAAACUAAUAAAAUCAAAGUUGUAUUUUUAUAUUAGGCACAAAAUGAGUAGGUAUAUAAUAUUAUCUAACGUUUCCAUAGUGGCACAACGAAUCUGCAAUACUAUGUUCGGUUCUGAUAAAUAUGUCCGAGUGUUUCAAUUUAAUAACAGUGCGUUUAGCUAUAUGUUAUAGCUAAUCAUCCUAUGUAUAAAUGGUACCAUCUUGAUGUUCGUCUGUUGAAUCCCGUGUCCUCAGAAAACCACUCGGCCACACGGGUCGCAAUUUGCGUACUACUGGGACAAUAUUAUUAUGAUUAUUUAUUGAUAAAGUGAUAUUUGGAAUGCAUAAUUUGCGGGGUUCCGCACAAGCGUGGGGCCCGGUGAGGCCGCACCGCUUGUCCCUCCCCCCGAGGGCCGACGCUGUAUGUCUGAAACUCAGCAGUGCCGUAAUAUAAUGCUGUAGUGCAGUUUACAUAAAUUCGUUAUAAUUAAUAAAAUGUAUUACAAGUAGUAUUGUUUUGCAUUCGGACUUGAGCAUCUGACUGAUCAUUGUAUCCGAUUCGAAAUCGUCUGCAAUAGCCAAUACGUCCUUUAAGCUCCCCGCGCGAUCGUAUCGGAAUACAGCGUGUUCCGCAUCGUCAAUGUCAGUCUGGCAGUCUGCGCACAUAGGUCCUUCCGCUUCUUGAACCUAUGGAGGUACUGACCGAAACCUCCAUGACCAGCCAGCACCUGCGUCAGAUGAAACCAAACUGCCUGGUUGACCACCGUUUUACAUUCUUAAUGAACGUCCAUGUCCAUCGUCCCGUUUCAGCCGUAUUCCAUUCCUCCUGCCACGUGCAACCUGUGUGCUUUUUCUCGUUCUAUUUUUUUCUAUAAUUAUUUUUUCCGGAUUUUUUGCGGAUCUUUUCUGUCUCUCUUUAGCCAGUAGGUGUACCGGAUUGAGUCCCGCUAUUAAGAUUCCUUAAGUUGAAUCUGUAAUCCUCUAAUCAUAAAGUUAGGUUCUCAAUAUCAAAAAUUGACAUUAUGGUUAACAUUAUGGCUUCCGUCUUCUGUAGAGACAGUUUAAGCCUGUUUUCUUCCAGCCAUUUCACUACUAGCUCCGGGAUAUUGUUCGUAGUUUCCUCUAGAAUAGGUGUGUGACCUGUUGCGAUCACUGCUACGUCGUUUCAAAAGCCACGAGUGAAGACGACGAAAAAAUAGUUUGUCUAAAGUCCGCUCUAAGGAGAUCAUCGAAAAUCGACCCCUAUGGAAUCCCACAUGUUGUGGUUUGACGUUCUUUCUCUUCAAAUUCAACCGCUCGGUCGCAUAAAUAGUCGCGGAUGAAAAGAUACUCUGGAACUCUUUUCCUGCUCAACGCUGCUUUGAUUUUGUCCCACGUUGCCGAAUUGAAUGCAUUGGCUACGUCUAGUAUCACGACUGCACAGAGCCUCCUCCGACGUAACGGUCCAUCUGUUACUUGCUUUACAAUUUCCAUGACCUUUUAUCUAGUAAUCAAUUUUAUAUAAUCUUCCAAUUUAAUCCUUAACUUAUAGGCACUGUAUGCCCAUAAUAUCUUAUAUGACAAAGUAAGUAGCUAUUCAUAACAUUUCUGUUCGUACGUAUAUCAUACAAGUUUUAGCAUAAAAGUUUAGGUUUUUAAAAUAUAAAAUGUUAGCGACAUCGAUUUAAAUGUUAUCUAUUAGUGAUCUGUCCAUUAUCGACCGACGAUGAAAUGAAUCAAAUGCGAUGUACCUGAUAGCCGUUGUUUGCAUACCUAUUUUUAUUAUAGUCGGGUCAUCAAAACUGAACACGAAAAAGCCGUGAUGAGAUAUGCGACAAAGGUGACGUGUGACGCUCACAAAUCUGUCAUGACGAAAUGUAAGCCUGGCCUGUACGAGUAUCAAUGCGAAGCCAACUUUUUACACUACGCCUAUUACGUAGGAGGUUGCAGGCACGUGGGCUACAACGAUAUUUGCUGUUCGGGCUCGAACGGUGCUGUUCUGCACUACGGUCACGCCACCAAACCCAAUGAGAAAAAGAUCCAGGACGGCGACAUGUGGUAAGCGAGAGAAAAAUAUUGUACUAGUUUACGGGUCGGUGACUGGUAAGCAUGGUGGGUGAUACCCGCUUCCUCCAAAAUAAUAUUGGCCGUUUCCGCCAAAAACGAAAAAAGUACGAUUCCCGGAACAGGAACCGAUGUUCGGGAACCAAUGGUGUUCAUAUGUAUACCUCAAUAGAUAAUCGUCGAUAACGAAAGUAUAAACAGCAUCAAAUAAUCGAUAAACCAUUAUAUUAUAGAGAUAGGUAAUUAGGUAGUUAGUAUCAAAAAAUUCUAGAAUUAGGUUUAACAUUUGAGUAUAAAAACAAUUACUGGUUAAAACGUUCUUUUGAGUUAACAUUUUUGGACCCUUCCGAAGUAUUGGACUAUUAUAAAAAGAAGUUUAAUGAAAUUAGUAGAUACAGUUUUGUUAAAACUGUUUUUUUUUUUUAAAUUUUGUUGUAUUUUAAUUUUUAGCUGUAAUUUAAAGCUCUGAUUUUUUUUUUAAAAUCCUAUAAUUUAAUUGUAUUAUUUGAUUUAUUAUUAUAACUUAUUGUACAUAAUUAGGUACAUGGUUCCUAAACUAUAUUUGGCGGAAACGUCUUUUCACUAAAAUACAUUUUGGCGGAAACGGUAAUCGUACCUUUUUCGUUUUUGGCGGAAAAGGACUAUGCGUAAAUCAGGGAACCGGUGUUUUGGUACAAAAAAGCCAUGUCCGGUAAGCAUAUUUUCGCAGACAUCGAUUUAGGACAUUGUCGCCCUGACCGGUGAUAGGUAUUCUGUAAGCCGACAUAAUACUAAGGUCGAGAAAUUGUAUUGAAAUUGAGGUCUUUCAAUACAAAGGAAAAUUUUCCAUUUUGUUUAUUUGAGUUGCGUAUUGUUUUUUCGCUUUGCUGUUUCAUUAUAUCUGAGAUGUUUGUUUAAAUAGAUCAAGUCGUAUUUAGACACAACCUUUAUAAUAGGUUGUUGAUUUGAUUAACAGUAUUUAUAUUAUUCGUAACACUAUUAUUAAUUUAAAUAUAAUUUAUUGUCAUUAUUUAUUUAAAUAUUAUUAUUAAAUAUGCAUUCAUACUUGCCAUUAUUAAGCAUAUAAAGUAAUAAUAUUAUAUAACUUGUACUUAAAUAAUUUAAAAAUGUCCUGGGAACUAACAAAUUAAGAGUUUUUUUAUUUAUUUAGGUUUCUACACAUAAAUACUAUAUUAUAUCAAAUUCUUUCAAAAUAGUUUAUGGAACAAAAACUAGUCUGUAUCUAUAUAAUUAUUUUAAAUAUAUUUAGAAACGGGGAACUUGGCUCGCUCUUAGAGUGGGCUUUCCUAACUUGUUACUAGUAAAUACUAAUAUGUACUGCGUCAUACUUCAAUUUUGGAUUAAUCACUUUGUUCUAGGGUUUGCUAAAAAAAUAGGGUAAUAGUUGUAUGAAAUCGAAUAAUUGUUGACAUGAAUGUCGUUGAGCCACAUAAAAACCUUGAUUUUUGAUAAAUAGCUGGUUGGUUUUUUCAGUCUUUUCGACAUGGGAGCGGUGUACAGUGGCUAUACAGCUGACGUGACUGUUUCGUUUCCGGCUAAUGGGAAGUUUACGGACGACCAACGGGCAAUAUACAAUACCGUACUUUCAGCCAGCCAUGCCGUAAUGAGUGCAAUAAAACCUGGUAAUCAUUAAGCAUACUAUACUGUCUGUGUAUAUUUUUUUUAAUAUUGGUUUUGAUUUAUAUAUAAUAAAAAAAUUGUAAUAUUUAAUUAAUUUUUUGUAGUAAGUAAAUGGUACCAAUAUAACCAUAAGUUAAUAUUUUGUUAUAGUUAUUCUAAAAGUUGUGAAAAGUUUGAUUUGGGUAGACAUAAUAUGAGGUAUAUAGCGUAUUACAUAAUAUUCCAAUGUAUGUUGAUUUAUAGCACUGAUUGUAAUCUUUGAGGCAUUUAUAAUUAGUCAUUACAUAAUACAUAUUUAUGUAUAUUUCUUAAUAUGUAUAAUAAAACGGGUUUAUGUUUAAAAAGAGAUAUCAAUUUUUAUACCAUAGAAUUAGAUUUUUUUUAUAAUUUUAAUUAUAAUUUAAAAAAUUUUAUUAUAGGUGUUUCCUGGGUGGACAUGCACAUAAUGGCCAAUAAAGUAAUUUUGAAAGGACUAAGUGAAAUCAAUAUAUUACAAGGCGAUGUUGAUGAAAUGUUCGAAGCUGGUCUUGCAGCCAUAUUCCAACCACAUGGGUUAGGUCAUCUUCUUGGAAUUGAUGUACACGAUGUUGGUGGUUACUUGGAAGGAUAUCCGGCUAGACCAGAAAAGCCUGGCCUUAAGUCUCUGAGAACGGCCAGAAAUUUGGAAGUUGGUAUGGCACUCACUAUUGAACCUGGGUGUUAUUUUAUUGAAUCGGUAGUAUAUUGUAACAGAUUAUACAAUUAUUGCAAUCUUAAUAACAUAGUUUUAUUUCAGCUAUUGAAUCAGGCUCUUAAUGACCCAAAAUUAUCUAUAUUUUUAAAUAAAAACAUAUUGAAUCGCUUUUGGAAUUUUGGUGGUGUGCGCAUCGAAGAUAACAUUUUUGUUACCGAAAAUGGAAUUGAAAACUAUACACCUGUACCAAGAACGUAAGCCAUUUGUUUACAUUUAUUUACAAGGUGUUUUCUGUGUAACAAUAAUCUUAACAUUCAAUAUUAUCUUUUUAAUUUUUAGUGUUGAAGAAAUUGAAGAAUGGAUGAGUAAAAAAGAAGUUGUACUAAAUAAUUUCUAG
Cinara cedri is the source of this 17573-nucleotide messenger RNA. The record is from the annotation of a GenBank genome assembly. NCBI's taxonomy places the organism in Eukaryota, Metazoa, Arthropoda, Insecta, Hemiptera, Aphididae.